Molecule: messenger RNA, 1196 nt
Organism: Amborella trichopoda
Lineage: Eukaryota; Viridiplantae; Streptophyta; Magnoliopsida; Amborellales; Amborellaceae
Source: RefSeq, a predicted model, not a curated record
AUGGAUGGGCUACAGGAAAACGGGUGGAUGCCUAAGCAAGGAAGGCAAGCAUCGUAAUCAUCGCCAUUGCCAUGUUGGUGGUGAGCGCAGGGCCUGCUUCAAGGCCUUUACCCAAACGCUCCUUCUCUCUCCCUUCCUCUCAUCACAUUUCAAAACAUCCAGCAAAUCACUUUUCAAAUUCAUGGAUUAAAACCAACACCUCUCUCUCUCCAAAUCUCUCUAAAAAUUCGAGGUUUUUGAGAGCAAAGAGGAGACCAUUGCCAGUGGUUGGCCCUGUGGCUUGUGUUGGUGGUGAUGAGAAUAGGAUCUCCGUUGAGGACGAUGGGGUCCCCUUGGAAGGUGUUAUACAGUUUGAGAAAUCGGGGUAUUCUCUCUCUUCGUGGGCACGUGUUGCAUUUCUUGCAGGUGGAGAUGUUUUGUGCUUGUUGGUGUUUGCAGCGAUUGGAAGAUUCAACCAUGGCUUCCCUGUCUUCGAUAUCGAAACCUUUCACAUAGCUGACCCUUUUAUUGCAGGAUGGUUAUUGAGUGCUUAUUUUCUUGGGGGCUAUGGACCGGAUGGAAAAGGAGCAAAUGGUUUAGGGAAAGCUGUUAUCGCUGCGACUAAGUCAUGGGCAGCGGGCAUUCCUCUAGGUUUGGUGAUCAGGGCAGCUACUUCAGGCCAUAUCCCUCCACUUCCUUUUAUCUUGGUGUCGAUGGGGAGCACUGCAGUUUUGCUAAUUGGUUGGCGAGCAAUGCUGAAUGCACUCGUUCCUUUUGAUCUAAAUAAGAAGAACGAAGUAUAUAGGCGUGGGAAUCCAUUUGAGCUUUUUGAGCUCCUCACGUCUUUGGUGAGAAGAUGGUGAAGAUAGCAACCGAAGCCCUGAAUUUUGUGCAUCAUUUUUUAUGAAUAGUACAACUAAUUGAAAGAAAACGACCAAAAAUUUGUAUAUUCAUCUGCUGUUAUCAAUGCUGCCAUACUGCUGAAUUCUUAGUUGUAACAUAUAAUCGCUAGGUUAUGGCUUUUGGCCGAUUCUUUUACGGUGUGUUGUUAAAAUCAAGCAAGGAUAGUGAGAUUAUAAUCCUUGAGAAAUACUUCGGGAAGAAAUCGUUGCUCUGGCUUCAAAAGUCUAUUUCCAUUUGAUGAUUAUAAAAUUUGUAAGUCAAAAUAUUGUAUAGAUAUUGUGGAUAUGUGAAUAUUUGAAAAUGGGCGGUGUCUA